Molecule: messenger RNA, 2420 nt
Organism: Glycine soja
Lineage: Eukaryota; Viridiplantae; Streptophyta; Magnoliopsida; Fabales; Fabaceae
Product: 9-cis-epoxycarotenoid dioxygenase NCED1, chloroplastic-like
Exons: 1
Coding region: 185-2017 (610 amino acids)
Biological process (GO): carotene catabolic process
Cellular component (GO): chloroplast stroma
Molecular function (GO): carotenoid dioxygenase activity
Source: RefSeq, a predicted model, not a curated record
ACUCCCCACUCUCCCCAACUCACUCCCUUACACACCUCCACCACCUCUCUUACCAUUUUCAAAAUUCAAUACACACACCUCCAUACAAACCAUUUUCUACUACUUACUUCCUUUUACCACAACAAAAUACCUUCAAAUUUUCAUCACAAAGCUUUCAACUUAUUGCUUCAACCGACCAUUCACCAUGGCAUCAUCAGCAACAAACACUUGGAUUAAAACCACACUCCCUUCUCUUCCGACAUCUUCUCCGACAACCUUAAAUAAAAGGUUUCCUUCCUAUCCUAAUUCCAAUUCCAAUUCCAACACCAUCACAUGUUCCCUUCAAACACUCCACUUCCCCAAAAAGUACCAACCAACCUCCACAACCACAACAACAAAAACAACAACCACCACCACCACCACCACCAGCCCAGCAAGAGAAACCAAACCAGUAAUCACUUCUCCCUCCGAAACAAAACACCCAUUACCUCAAAAAUGGAACUUUCUCCAGAAAGCAGCAGCUUCAGCCUUAGACAUGGUCGAAACAGCCUUGGUCUCCCACGAGCGGCAACACCCACUCCCCAAAACCGCCGACCCGCGUGUCCAAAUCGCUGGCAACUUCGCCCCCGUGCCGGAGCACCCGGCGCAUCAGUCCCUCCCGGUGACCGGAAAAAUCCCCAAAUGCAUUGAGGGCGUCUACGUCCGCAACGGCGCGAACCCACUCUACGAGCCCGUCGCUGGGCACCACUUCUUCGACGGCGACGGCAUGGUCCACGCCGUGAAGUUCCACUCGGGCGCCGCCAGCUACGCCUGCCGCUUCACCGAAACCCAACGCCUCUCCCAAGAAAAAAGCCUCGGCCGCCACGUGUUCCCCAAAGCCAUCGGUGAACUCCACGGCCACUCCGGCAUCGCCCGCCUCCUCCUCUUCUACGCCCGCUCCCUCUUCGGCCUCGUCGAUGGGUCCCACGGCAUGGGUGUCGCCAACGCCGGCCUCGUCUACUUCAACAACCAUCUCUUAGCCAUGUCCGAAGAUGACUUACCCUACCAUCUCCGCAUAACACCCAACGGCGACUUAACCACCGUCGGCCGUUACAACUUUAACGGCCAGUUAAAAUCCACAAUGAUCGCUCACCCCAAACUCGACCCCGUGACCAACAACCUCCACGCCCUCUCCUACGACGUCGUCCAGAAGCCAUAUCUCAAGUACUUCCGCUUCUCCCCAGACGGCGUCAAAUCCCCCGACGUCGAAAUUCCCUUGAAAGAACCCACCAUGAUGCACGAUUUCGCCAUCACCGAGAACUUCGUCGUCGUCCCCGACCAGCAGGUGGUCUUCAAGUUAUCAGAAAUGAUCACCGGAGGCUCCCCCGUUGUCUACGACAAGAACAAGGUUUCCAGAUUCGGGAUUCUCGACAAGAAUGCUAAAGAUGCAAAUGAUAUGAAAUGGAUCGAUGCUCCCGAGUGCUUCUGUUUCCAUCUCUGGAACGCCUGGGAGGAGCCGGAAAAUGAUGAGAUCGUUGUCAUCGGUUCCUGCAUGACCCCCGCGGACUCCAUUUUCAACGAAUGCGAGGAGAGUUUGAAGAGCAUCUUGUCGGAGAUAAGGCUGAAUUUGAAGACAGGCAAGUCCACGAGAAAACCCAUUAUCUCGGAAUCCGAACAAGUCAACUUGGAAGCCGGGAUGGUCAACAGAAACAAGCUCGGGAGAAAGACGAAGUUCGGGUACUUAGCACUUGCGGAGCCGUGGCCUAAGGUUUCGGGUUUUGCCAAGGUUGAUUUGUUCAGUGGGGAGGUUAAGAAGUACAUGUAUGGCGAAGAGAGGUUCGGAGGGGAGCCUCUGUUUCUUCCAAAUGGUGUCGACGGUGAUGAAGACGAUGGCCAUAUUCUCGCAUUCGUGCAUGAUGAGAAGGAGUGGAAAUCGGAGCUGCAGAUUGUCAAUGCCAAAACUUUGAAGCUUGAGGCUUCAGUUAAGCUUCCUUCCAGAGUUCCUUAUGGGUUUCACGGUACUUUUAUUCAUUCCAAGGAUUUGAGGAAACAAGCUUGAAUUCAAUUAUUGGGUGACGACGGUAAAAAAAAAAAAAUGUGAUUUUUUUUUCACUUUGGGAGGAGAGAUUUAACUGCGGGAUGCUUGCAGAUACGCCCCCGGAAUCUACUCCUCUUCUUUUCUGUUGCAGAUUUUUAUUUUUACUUUUUCUUCAUUUUUUUUUUAAAAUUUGGGGUUAAUUACUUUUGAGUGAGAGGUUUUGGGGACCAGCGUGUAGCUUUUGGGUGUAGUUAGCAAUGAAGCUCAGCUGGUCUCUGUUUUUUCUUUCGCUUGAUGUGCAUGUAAAGUAUAUUAGAUGAAAAAAAAGGUACAUAUAUAAUAUAUCACAGUAUAGAAUGUGAUAUACUAUGAUAUUAUGUGGUUACGGUUUACUAUAAACUACUUCUGUUCAUCAUUACUACGA